Molecule: messenger RNA, 1386 nt
Organism: Rasamsonia emersonii CBS 393.64
Lineage: Eukaryota; Fungi; Ascomycota; Eurotiomycetes; Eurotiales; Trichocomaceae
Product: Translation regulator GCD7
Exons: 4
Coding region: 1-1386 (461 amino acids)
Biological process (GO): translational initiation
Cellular component (GO): eukaryotic translation initiation factor 2B complex
Molecular function (GO): guanyl-nucleotide exchange factor activity; translation initiation factor activity
Source: RefSeq, a predicted model, not a curated record
AUGCCGUCGAACUCCGUGGCCCUGACGCCUGGGCUGGCGUCCUUUCUCAAGUCCUUGAAGACGAACCCCAUUGAGACAUCUAUCGAUAACCUGGUAUCGUUGCUCAAACGGAGACAAAUCCGUCUGUCACGAUCAUGUGCGAUCGCUACUGCCUACCUCCUUCUCCGGGUCGUGUCUGCCUUCAGAACCACCGAUGCUGCCAAGUUGAUCGAGCGGGUCCAGAGUGUUGGACGGCGGUUGAUGGCCGCGCAGCCGCGAGAGUUGGUUGUGGGAAAUAUUGUGAGGCGGGUUCUGGGUUUGAUCCGCGAUGAAGCAGAAGAUGACAGAGACGGCGAGUUCUCCAUCGCGAGCGAGGCGGGUUCGGACAGUCGGCCUCUCACUCCUCAUGGCGCCGAGAGCCAUUCACCUCCACGGUCUCAUGGUGGCCAGGACGAGCAUAUGCUGCCAGUGCAUGAUAAGGACAUUCUGUCUCUCCGCCACGAAGGCUCCGAGCGGUCGUCAUCCCGGCCGCCUUUGUCUUUGUUUGCCUCUGCGCAAGCUCCCCCGGUCACUUCCAUGUUCAGUCUCCUCCAACAUCCAGAAGCUGAAUCUCCUCAGCCCAGCUCCCCGGGCACGGCAUCGCCGUCGGGAAGAUUCGGACAUGGUCAGCACAAGGACGUUCGUGCAGAGGUCCUGGACGGGAUCGGUGAGAUUAUCGAUGAACUAGGACAGGUGGAUGAUCAAAUUGCCGGAUAUGCGUUGGAACACAUACACUCCAACGAGGUCAUCCUCACUCAUACGUCCUCCUCAACCGUGCAGAAGUUUCUGCUCAAGGCAGCCGCCAAACGUAAAUUCACAGUUAUAAUUGCCGAGUCCUAUCCGAAUAAUCACGAAGCUACCCAUGCCCGAGUCACCGGGAACAAAGAGGGUGACGAAGAGAAUAUGUCCACAGAGUCAUUUCAGAAGCCGUUGAUCGCGUUAGGGAUUACGGUCAUCCUCAUCCCGGACUCCGCAGUGUUUGCCAUCAUGUCUCGAGUCAACAAAGUCAUUCUGGGAACACACUCCGUCCUGGCGAACGGCGGACUGGUCGCCGCAGCUGGCACCCGGGUUAUUGCCAGAGCCGCCAAGGUCCACCAGACGCCCGUUGUUGUGGUCAGCGGCAUCUACAAGCUGAGCCCUGUUUAUCCUUUCGACUACGAGUCUUUGAUUGAGCACGGAGACCCGAGCAAGGUUAUCGGAUACGAAGACGGUGACCUGGUGGACAAGAUUGACGUCGAAAACCCGCUUUACGACUAUGUGCCGGCCGAAUUGAUAGAUCUUUAUAUCACGAACCUGGGAGGCCAUGCACCAUCUUACUUGUACCGUAUUGUCUCGGAUCAUUACCGAAAGGAGGAUAUUACUUUAUAG